AUGGUUUUGAACGAGGGGAAUGCGACGCAACUGGGGCGCGAUGCUGAGGCAACCAAGACUGAAAUGCAUUCGAUUUACUCUUCAACUUCCUCGACCAGUUGUCACACUCCUUCCUCUGGCUCCUCCUCUUCAUCUAUGGUAUCAGAUUGUAUUGCUUCUCCGAAAAAGCGCGGUGCUAAAAAGUCAGGUGCACGGAAGAGACAUACUCCUACAGACUACGAGUCUGACGAUUUCUCUCUCAAUGCAGGGUAUCGACUGAGACGUCGCAAGACCUCGCACCAAGUCUAUGGAGACGGUCGAACACCACUCGAGGAUUAUCCAUGUUCAAAACCCUUGUCAGAGGUGGCAGAAUUGCUUCGGCCCUUCCAAGUGAAGCCAAUUGAACAUUUCGCACAGAAUGCUGGCGUUCCAACUCCAGAUUAUAAACACGUGUUGGAAAAUGACUACGCCCUCUUGGAAGAUCGGCUACGCCGCGAAGGCGUUGACUUGACUUCCUCGGAACACCUUUCGCUUCAUCGACUAGGCGGUGGCGGCGACUGGGUCUGCGACUGUGCUGUACCUACCGCAGAAGAACUCCUGUCUGGAAAACUCGCCUGUGGACAAGGCUGCAUCAAUCGUGCUGUCUACAUCGAGUGUGGUUCCCGAUGUCCUGCCCAUGCUGUCUGCUCGAAUCGGCAGUUUCAGUUGCGGCUUUAUGCAUCCACAGAGCCAUACUACUGUGGGCCGGAGAAGGGUUGGGGUCUUAGAGCUCUACAGUCCAUUUCUAAAGGUACCUUCAUCGUGGAGUACGCUGGUGAAGUUAUUGAUUUUCCUGAAUUUCGACGUCGUAUUCGGCAGUACGAGAAGGCGAAGCGAGUGCAUCACUACUUCAUGUCUCUUGGUCCAGAACACUUUAUCGACGCCGGUACAAAAGGCAACUGGGCGCGCUUUGUGAAUCACUCAUGCGAACCCAACGCGGAAACUCAAAAGUGGAUGGUGAAUGGGAGGCUUAGGAUUGGCUUCUUUGCGAUUUGCGACAUUCCUGCUGGGGAGGAAAUCACCAUUGAUUAUCAGUUCGUCCAAUACGGCUUGACGGAGCAGAAGUGUUACUGUGGUACACCUUCUUGUUCUGGUAUCAUGGGAGCUACGAGCAAGCAGCUGCAGGAUAAAGUUCGACUAAAGGACACCAGAGCGGUCGAGCGUCGUAUUAUUCAAUUAUUGACUGCAAAGACCCUACAAACAGCAAUGGAUGUGACCUUCCUCAUUCAAGUGAUGGUUCAGGAGUACCUCACUCGCUAUACACGUCUGGAGUUGUUAAAACUCCUUGCUGAUACAGAGACAGAGAGCUACUUGAAGCUAUUUCGGCAGUACAACGGACUUGAACUUCUUGCCUCCUACAUGUGUGAUACAGCUCCAACAGACUGGGAACUGAAGUAUCAGAUCCUCAUCUGUCUGGAACACAUUCCAGUUACUGAGCAGAAACAAGUGCAGACGGAUUCGAGUCUGAUGGAGUUUGUGCGUCAAUGGACGAUGGAUCCGCGGUACUGCCGAUCCCGAAAUACUGGAACUGCUCCUUCCACACAACCGAUGGCGCCAUCAGAUGACACAAAACGUCUCGUUGAACCACAGCUCGCAGAGAUACCGGAGAAGAUGAUUGAGAUUUAUGACCAGCAUGAACAACAAAAACAGCAACCCGACGCCAAUGUUGUUAAAAUUUACUUACCGGAAGAGGAGAAGGCCAUAAUUGAAGACAUUCGCCAACUUGCUGAACGCAUUCUUAAUAGGUGGUUGAAACUCCCAGUGGAGACCUAUCGAAUCCCACGUCUCGAGCGUGAGGAGACAGAACAAUCGAUUCUACAAUCUUCGUGUUCUUCUCUCGUCUCAUGGGAGGCUUCUUCCACUCAAGAUGACGCAUUCCAAUCUUGGCGUCCAAUAGCACAAGAGGCACCAAGGAAUAGAUCCUCUCCUUAUUUCAAUGGUCGAACAGGCAACUUCAGCUCUUCAGGGAGAAGAAGUCAUCAAGAUUGUCAGAACGAAGUAUCAACAGACCAGAAUUUGAGUCGACUACAGCGACGAGCUCAAUUUGAGGCGGCUGCUGCAGCCGCUGCUUCUGCCAACUCGGAAACACCCACUGACGUCAACACUGAAAUCACAUCUUCAACCUCCUCUCCAUUCUCAGAAGAUCUGCGGAAUCUAUUAUUAAGGACCCUUUCUCGUCAGGCUUUGUCUUCUGAAAAACAAGGCGAAGGCUUUGGCGUUGCGUUGCAACAGGCCACUUCGGAAAUCUCGGCCAAGAUUCGCGAGUUUAAUACAAGAAAUGACAUUGAUGGGCUGAUCGCCUACCUGCAAAAGCUGGCUGGCGAGGAUCCUGAGACAACUCUCGAGUUCCCAUGGCGGUCUGCGGUGGAUUCCAAAUCAGGUCUGACCUACUACUACAACACUGUGACGCGUGAGGUUCGAUGGGAUCCACCGGUCCCGAAGAAGGAACUCUCGGAGGAUCGAGCGAAGAAAGAAUUUAUUGCAGGGAUCUAUGCAGUUAACUUAAAGAUUUUAAAACCGUUCCGACUGCCAAACUGCAUCACCGGACGCCUGGAGAGUGAUGAGGAUAUGAAAUAUGUUGCUAAGAAGGCAAGUACCAUCCACGUAUUCCUGCCAUUCUCUGGGUUGAGUGCUGCCAUGCGGAAUUUCGUUAAUUGCAUCAGGACGGAUGUGUUGCUCGACCAUGAAUUUGGCUCCGUUGAACUUGUUUGUGGAGCUUAUUUGAAAUCUGCUUCACGAGCAUUGAGUAAGACGGUCAUCACUCUCUUCCAGUUUGCUUUCGCCUUUGCGGAUCGGGAAAUGGCUCGACGCAAAAAUAAUGAGAUGCCGCGAUUGAAUCGCCAUAUUGUGGAUCGUCUGCGUCGUAAAAUUACUCGGUAUCUAACAUCCAAAGGUGAGGUCUACGUUCGUAGCAGCUUGAACUCCGCGAACGAUCCCUCUGCGGAUGGCUGUGACAUGGAAGUAGACGACGAUGAUGAUGAGAACAACGUUGGCGUUUGA
This is a messenger RNA of Hydatigera taeniaeformis, 3018 nucleotides long. NCBI's taxonomy places the organism in Eukaryota, Metazoa, Platyhelminthes, Cestoda, Cyclophyllidea, Taeniidae. The record is from the annotation of a GenBank genome assembly.